Anolis carolinensis (green anole) is the source of this 8925-nucleotide messenger RNA. It is a transcript of the gene hgf, whose product is annotated as hepatocyte growth factor. Gene Ontology annotation, biological process: hepatocyte growth factor receptor signaling pathway; positive regulation of protein phosphorylation; negative regulation of apoptotic process. The transcript is spliced from 18 exons. The record is from RefSeq and is a predicted model, not a curated record. Gene Ontology annotation, molecular function: serine-type endopeptidase activity; signaling receptor binding. The coding region runs from base 259 to 2427 and encodes 722 amino acids. NCBI's taxonomy places the organism in Eukaryota, Metazoa, Chordata, Lepidosauria, Squamata, Anolidae.
CUCUCCCGGGGUGUGUGUGUGUGUGUGCGCGUUGCUGUUGUUCAACCACUUUCUUACCGUAAGAGGGAGUUGGGACCCAGAGCUUUUCCAGUCAAUCACACAACCAAACUUGGCUCAUCGCAAUAAAAAGCAGCUCGGCGCGCUCUUUGCCUCGUCUUGCAUCUCCUCCUUUCACCACCUUGGGCGACCUUUGGAUACUGUUAUUUCUUCAAAAUAUAUUUAUAUCAUAAUCAAAAGCAACCUCUCCAUCAACCACUCAUGUGGGCCAUCCAGCUGUUUCCACUUGGGCUCGUCUUCCUUCACUCUCUCCUCACCAUCCCUUUGGCAGAGAGCAAAGGGAAAAGAAAUGCUCUUCAUGACUACAAAAAAACAUCGGAUACCUUAUUAGUGGGAACAGAUAAGGCACUGAAAGUGAAAACUAAGCUGCUGAACUCCACGGAACAGUGUGCCAAGAGAUGCAACAGAAGCAAAGGACUCCCAUUUGCCUGCAAGGCUUUUGUCUUUGAUAAAGCUACCAAACGCUGUCGUUGGUUGUCCUUCACUAGUCUCGGCAGUGGAAUAGUGAGGAGGCAUAACAACACAUUUGAUCUUUAUGAAAAGAAAGAUUAUGUCAGAAAUUGUAUUGUCGGCAAAGGAGCAAAUUAUAAAGGAACUGUAUCAGUUACCAAAAGUGGAAUCCGGUGUCAAGCAUGGAAUUCCACAAUCCCUCAUGAGCACAGCUUUUUGCCUUCGAGCUAUCGAGGUAAAGAUCUUCGAGGAAACUUCUGCCGGAACCCGCGAGGAGAAGAAGGUGGACCCUGGUGUUUUACAAGCAACCCAGAAAAACGUUAUGAAGUCUGUGACAUACCCCUUUGUUCCGAAGCUGAAUGCAUGACAUGCAAUGGGGAAGGAUAUAGAGGCCCAAUGGACCAUACAGAAACCGGCAAAGAAUGCCAGCGCUGGGACCUUCAAAGACCACAUAGGCACCCAUUUCGUCCAGAGAAAUACCCUGACAAAGGCUUUGAUGAUAAUUAUUGCCGCAAUCCGGAUGGUAAGCCAAGGCCCUGGUGUUACACUCUUGACCCCAAUACGCCUUGGGAGUAUUGCAACAUUAAACCAUGUGAUCAGCGCAUAGAGAACAACUCUGUAUCAGUGACUGAAACAACUGACUGUAUCAGAGGACAAGGGGAGGGGUACCGUGGUACUGUGAACACCAUAUGGAGUGGUAUUGAAUGCCAGCGAUGGGACUCACAGAUGCCUCAUCAACAUAACUUCACAGAAGAGAACUUUAAAUGCAAGGACUUAAGAGAGAACUACUGUCGAAAUCCAGAUGGAGAGGAGGCACCCUGGUGUUUUACUACCAAUCCUAAAAUUCGAAUUGGGUAUUGCUCUCAUAUACCCAAAUGUGAUGUGCCAAAUGAGCAAGAUUGCUACCGAGGGAAUGGGGCGAAUUAUAUGGGAAAUGUAGCCCGCACCCGGUUUGGCUUAACUUGCUCUCCGUGGGAUCAAAACAUACAAGAUUUGAAGAGGCACCUGCCAUUGGAAAAAGACCUAGAUAUUAGCAAGCUGAAGAAAAACUAUUGUCGCAAUCCAGACCAAAAUGCUCAUGGUCCCUGGUGCUACACAAAUGAUCCUCAGGUCCCCUGGGAUUAUUGCCCCAUAUCCCAAUGUGAAGAUGAUAAAGUUCCUGUGAUGACCAAUAUAGAUCCUAUUAUCAUUCCUUGUAUCUCAACAAAACAACCAAGAGUCGUUAAUGGAAUUCCAACUCAACCUGACAAAGGAUGGAUGGUUAGUUUGAAAGACAGCAGAGGCAGACAUUUCUGUGGUGGUUCAUUGGUACAGGACAACUGGAUCCUAACCGCAAAGCAGUGUUUUCCUUCUCGGUAUAACCUCAAUGAUUAUCAAGCUUGGCUUGGAAUUCAUAAUGUUGAAAGAGCCCAUGAAGAGGAGCAUAAACAAGUUCUGAAUAUCUCCCAGUUGGUGUAUGGCCCCCAAGGAUCCGAUCUAGUAUUGCUGAAGCUUUCCAGACCUGCAGUAAUCAGUGAGGCUGUGGCUACCAUCAGGCUGCCCAUUACUGGAUGUACCAUUCCAGAAGGCACCACCUGCACUGUGUAUGGAUGGGGACAUACAGGACGCACCACCUUUGAUGGGAGACUCCAAGAAGCAAACAUGAUCAUUGUGGGAAACGAGCGCUGCAAUCAAGAUCUGGGAGGCAAUGUAGUUGUGAAAGAGUCAGAAAUGUGUGCUCGAGCUGAGAGUAUUGGCAGUGGAACUUGUGAGAGAGAUUAUGGUGGUCCACUGGUCUGUGAACAAAACCGAAUUAAAAUAGUUGUGGGAGUGAUUAUUCCUGGACGUGGAUGCGCAAUUCCCAGGCGGCCUGGGAUUUUUGUCAGGGUGGCCUUCUACUCAAAGUGGAUACAUAAAAUCUUGAUGACUUACAAAUCAUAGCUGAACAUUCUAGCCAAGUGAGCAAAUUUCAGCCAUGGGAAUAUUUUGGAAAGUAUGAAAUCGAAUUGCAAUAGGAAAAUCCUUAAUUUUUUUAAAGGAAAACAUGACACCAAUCAAAUACUACUUGAUAGUUGUGUUUUGCAGAUAUUUAUGGAGAUUGCUAUCAUGUUCUGUGUCCUAGUUGCAUUACAUGACAUGAACUGUGGUAAAAGCAAAUGUGAUGACCUAUUUCCUGAAGAUACUUGAAUGGAAAGCAACAUUGCAAAUUUGAUUACUGGAUGAGGAUACGUUCUGUAGAAUUAGAAUGUCCAAUUUCUUAAUCUGCUGCUGGUUAGGUCAGCUUGUUGAUGAGACACAAAUACAAUUUGAGAUUUACAAUAUUUUUCUUUACUUUUGUAAGCCUCUUAUUUCUUCUUUAGGACAUUGAUAAAUGUGUCCCUCAAUCAGACGUGAAGGUCUUGUUUGCUAAAAGUUUGGUUUCAAUUUUAUUUCAAUCACCUUUACAAAUGACUGCUUGGAUUUAUAGCCCGGUUUAGCAACGUUUCGACUGGCUAUAUUCCCUGAAGACAGGGAAGUUUCUUGCACAUGCUGUUUAUGGGAUUUGAUACUAUGUUUGCUGCUGUUUUGGACUAUAAAAAAAUCUCCUAAAUUAAUGGAUAUUUUUAGAAGCACUGAUAACAAUAUAUAAGCCAUUAUGAUUAUUAUGUUUUUGAAUUAGAAUGUUUUUUUCUAUAAAUAUUUGCAACGAAGUAUAGAAGAUUCCAAGAAAUUGAUUCUGGCAUCAAAUGUUAGACCGUAUGGACUGGCAUCAAAAUACAUUCAUUGUGAGUUUAUUGUGUCUGCAGUGAUUUUGAUCCCAGAUCCCUGAACAGCACCAGCUCACCAUGCCAUAGGACAAAAUACUUCAACACUGAGAAGUCAUUCAAUUUGUGCUAUAACAUGCAGAUAUGAAAAAGGCAAAAGUCUACUGGUCAUAGCUAGAUUCGGUCUUUAGUUACCAACCUAGGUCAGUACUUAAUCCUUGUCCUUCUCUAUAUCUCUCAGUGUAGUAUUUCCCAAACAUGUAGCUCCAUAGGGCAUUGGGCUCCAACAUUUAGAAAAUAUGACUGGCUAGAGUUGUAGUCCAACAUCAGCAGGGAUUCAGUGCUUGGAAACCAUUGUCUUAAUAGCCCGUUGGGGAGAAGUGGCCUAUUUAAUCUGUGUUUCGUCUUUUUUAAGAAAUUCAGACACUGCUUUUUCUCUGCAAAGUCAUUCUAGAAUUUGCAGCAGAGUAGCUCUGAAGGAUAUUUUAAAUUUCUCAAUGACAUUCCCCCAAAUUCUCUCUUACAGCUUUCAGCCACUUUACAGACACAAGUUGCUUGACAAUCCUUAGCCAAGUUUCCAGAUCUUUAUUCGUGUUUCAAUGCAGUGCUUGAAUCUGGGAUGUGGAACAGCAAAUGGUAGUUUUGAAAACUGAUGUACAUUUUAUUUAAUUGAAAUAAGUACGUAAACUGCAUUUAGUGACAAUACCAAGCUGCAUUAAAAUACUGUAUUUGUCCUGAAAAGGUCAAGAAUGCUUUCAUAUUAUGGGAUGUUAGAAAGGGUUUAGUCCUUUCUUUUACCCUAAAUAUCAUUUGUCAUGAUUUAGAUCUACAACGCAGUAGAAAAUAACAGUUUAGCAUUAUGCAUCAUCAUAUAUGAACUAGCUUUCUUAUAUCUUUUUAUGUGAGAUCAGGUAAUUAAUGGUAAUAUUUUUUCAAAAUUCUUCAGAAGUUUGUUCCAGUAUUCACUGGCCCUAUAGAUGCUUAUUGUUCCUUCAGAAGUGGAGAGAUAAUUGAUUUAUAACAGGAGUGGGCAGAGUAUAUUUUUUAUUGUUGUUUUACUGGAAGCCUGAAAUCUACUAACCAGAGCUAUAAAUGCAUGCAUUUAGCACUAGAAAUUUCUGAGCUCAGGAACUUAUUUUGAGUAACAGCAUUGACAUUCCUUCUACAAUAAAAUUCACUUUGCUUGUUCCAAAUUUUCCUCAUAUUAACAGUAUCAUUUAGUCAUUUCUCUAUUGGUAUUGUUAAACACAGAGGAGUUGGAAGUAUUUCCUAUUAAAAAUUACCAAGCAACAAUGUAAAUCUUCAUUACUCUAAUUCUCAAAAGAAACAUCUCUUUCCUUUGUGAAAAGAAGUCUACAAAUUAUGCAGACUUUUUUGCUGUUUGAGACUUAUUCUGUGAAAAAAUCUUACAUGAUAUUUUUGAGCAUAAGAUAGCAUUUUCUAUACAGGAAUCAGAAUUUUCUGCACAGAAAAAUUGUGUUUCAUGUUGAAAUAUCUAUGAAAAAAGAUCUGUUUUCUGUGAAGUUUGGGACUAACUGUGCAAAUUGCAAUACAAGUUUUAUGCUGAAUAAGUCUUGAACUGCAAAUAAGUUUGUCAGUCCAGGAUUCAGAUUUACUGAUACUUGAGAUUUUUGGGGGGGUGGGGGGUGGGGGAGAACAUUUUCAAAUGUUCUUUCCAUCCCUAUGAAUGAGAUAUCUCCCAAUAGACAAAGAUCUGCAAUUUUUUUAUUCAUGUAUGCCACCCAGGCUCCUGUUUAGUGAAAAUUAAAUUUCCUUUGAAACAGAAUGUGAGUGUGCUUAGAAAUACAACUUUUGCAAGAUCACAAUUUUGUAUGUGCAAACUCUCACAAAGGGCUGCAGGUUUAUAUCCUUGUAUUUUCAAAAAUCAUUAACAAGCUGACUCCCAUAAUGAGGUGUAGAUGUGAAUUUAUGACUUGCACUGAUAAAGCAAUAGUGGUGUCUGUAGUAAGCUUCUUCUGGUGUGAUUCCUAUAAUUUAUAAUCUCAUUAUGAACUAUAAAAAACAAUUGCCUUGUUCCAAAAUAGUAGAGGGCUGCUUUGUAGGGAAAAAAAUGAAAUUGUUUGUUAUCAAGUAUAUACUCAAAGCAAUUAAUGUUGUUUUUAAAUGAGGGUUUCUAUGUUGGAAAUAAAAAUCUUCACUUAUUUUUUAUUUCUUGCACAUGGAAAAAAAUAAUUACAAAGGUUUUCUUCCUACUGGGUACAACUAUGACUGUUUUUGUGCAUUUUGAAUAAAUUUUGUAUUUUGGCAGUUCUUUUUUAAAAAAAAUAUUUUGCAGGAAGAAAUAGUUUAUGAUAAAACAUUUUGUGUUAAAAGGGAAUUUUUUUUGUGGGAAUUUUCAAAUUAGCAGAAUUUUGAAGGGUAGUUGUUAUGUUCUCAACAGGGUGUUGAGGACAAAAAUAUUCCAUGUACUCUAUACAUUCCUACUCUGUAUCAUGUUCAGAUUUCCAACUGCCUACUUGUUGCCUUCACAUUUUGAAUAAUUUCAAGUCAUGCCUUAUUUGUCAGUGUACUAGCUUCAUAGCAUCAGACUGAGCAAAUGAAUUAUAGCACCAGAAAAUGAAUGAGACUUUUGCCUAUUUCACUCUACUUUAGUUCAAAGAGGCUUAAUUAUUUUUACAGAUCGUUUUAAUAAUUUCUAACUGAAGAAAUUAUUAAAAUGUAUUUUCAAACUCAUAGUGGGACUUGAGUUAUGUGAUUAGAAUGUUUUAACUCUGGCACAUAAAAGGUAUUAAUAUACAUUUUGAUGAAUUGUAUUCUUCAAGUUGUUUCUAACUCAACCCAUAAUUCAUGAAACCAGAUUUAAGCCAGUAGAUCCUGGCUAAAGUUAAAACAAAUUUCUUCAAUAGGGGUAUGGCCCAAAUCACUUAUUUUGAAACAUUACCUUUCCUAUCUUAAAAUCUAUUCUUGCUCCAUAUAUAUUUGUCAUAGAUACAUGAAGGGAAUUGUGAGGUUCAUGAGGUGAAAAAUAAAAUGUCGUUCACUUUGCAUUUUUUCUCAAGAUUUAUGUACUCUGUAUUAUAAGUACACCAUUUUGUAUUAUGUAUGCAGGCAUUUUGUUCAGUGUAAUAAAAAUGGUUCUAAAAUACUAUAAACUUCUGCUGUGCAGAAGAUAAUAUGAAUUUAUAUAUAGAUAUAGAUAGAUAAAAUAUAUAUUAGGGAAGGGGUGUUAGAUAAUAUGUAAUGGUUUUUUAAAAUACUUUUUUUCUGAGCUGAGUCUCAGUCUCAGUAGAUUGAGUUGUAAGGAAUUUAUUAUUUAGAACAGUGUGGUCCAACCCGUGGCCUGUGGGCCACAUGCGGCCCACCAAUUCAUUUUUGUUGGCCCUUGCCCUUCUUGCUGGAAAAAUAUUUUAAUUAUGUAAUUCAAUAUUAAUUAUGUAAUUCAUUUUCUUUCUGGAAUGUCUCUGGUCCUCACAUUCCUAUACUAAAGUUUGACUGGCCCUCGGGGAACUAAAGGUUGGACCACACUGAUCUAGAACAUGCAAGCAAUUGUCUACCAAGCCAUGUUUUGGACAUCAUCUACACAGUUCUUUUUUCUGUCCUGAUAAUCCUGUGGUACUCAUUCACAUGAACACAAGAAUCAGUGGUACAAAACAGUUCUUCAGAUAGAAGGGAAAGAUUUAAAUGAAAUAGCUGGAGGGAGGGGGGAGCAGAUUGGAAAUAUGCUGUCUAUAUUGUCGAUUCAGGAAACCUAGGAAGUCCAUGAUAUGGCCUGUUUAUAACUCAAACUGUGUUCAUUACACAGUGACUAUCCAUAUUAAUCUUCUGUAACCCCACUUUUUUGAUUGCCUUUAAAAUGUCCCAUAAUCUCUACUUUCCUGCCACAUUCCCUCUUUGUCUCCAGUCUACAUCCAUUGGUGUAAACUGAUAGGUAGGCUGCACUCUAUUAAUGCAUCAGAGGAAAAAGAAGUGUGUGGAAUGUCACUCUUCCCUAUAGAUUCAAGCAAAACAAAUGGUGCAGCCUCUCAUGGCUUAUAUGUUCUAACCUAUUAAUAACUAUCUGAUAUUGCUUGGCUAAAUGUGUCCUACUUUUCAUCUAUGAUAUGUUGGAAAGUUUGCCAGUCAGGAGAAAAAAAAUACUGUCAAUUUACUCGUGCAUAUAAAGGGCAACCAGACCUUUGGCUUCUGAUUGCAAGUUUCUUUAAUUGCUACCAGUCAGCCUUGGUUUUUACGUUGUUCACAGACAAUGCAGUCUCUGGACUUCAGAAGUACUGGUGGUUUUCUGGAGUUGAUAAAGCUGAUGGUCUUUUCAUAUGAAUGAGUGACAUAUUUCUCAGAACUCAGGAUCAGAAAACAAACUGUGUGGUAGUGAUAGGAUCUAAAAAAAACUGAGGUAGAAAACAAAUUAUACUUGGCGAAGAAUUUAUGUUUCAUUUAUUCCUAUGAAUAUUUCUUGUUGGUACCUGUGGUACUCUACCAUGCAAAUGUUACAGUUACAGCACUUGUGCUAAGAAGGACAUUGUCAAGAAACUAUGCCAUUACUUUGAUAACAUUACCUUUCUAUUAAACCUGGACAACAGAUGCAAAGUUUUCUACCUGGACAAUCAUAAUCCCUUAAUGGCACUUGGGAAUGAAUGGUACAAAGUAAAUAGUUGUGUGGUUUUUGUUGUCUUGCAUGUGUCUGUUAUUCUUCUGUAAAAUAAAAUCUGGCUGCGCAGGAAUUUUUGUUCUAAGUCAAAACCACAGCUGAUGUUGAUUGAUUUGUCUUGCAUCUGAGAAGUUUAAAAUCGACAGAAGAUAAAUGGUUUAAUGUGAUUUUUAAAAGAAAUUUUAAAUCAUUGAUAUGUUUUUAUAUUUUGCCAUAUACUGAUUCAUCUGGUGCUCUGGUGAGGGGGGGCGGGGGGGGGAAUAGAACAUAUUGUCCUUUCUUUUAAAAAUAAUACAAAACACUAUAGACCAGAUGAUUCACUUGGCAAUCACAAAAUAUUGCUGGAGAACAUCUGGUUGGGCUGCAGGUCCCAAAUGUCAUAGCCAGCGUAGCCACUGAUCACUGGCCAACACACAUUUUGGUACCUCAAAUGUAAGAUCUGUUUCUGGGUAUAUUUGAUCUGCUGAUUCCAAAAAAUGGCACCGAUAUUCUCCUAUCAGCAAUAGAGAUACAGAACAUAUGUCAUAUACCAGUCUUCAUCUACUAGCCCACAGAAAAUCAUGAUACCAUAUCUAAGAAAGUAGAGCCAAUGUCUAUACAAUGCAAUUUUCUGAAUCAGUGCCUCAAGUAACCCCAGGAACAGGCCUAAAAACCAAGACACCAAUAAUUUUUAAGGUGGGACUGUGUAAUGGUCGGGGGACUUGCAGACCAACAAAAAGUGGAUUGUCUUUAUUCCUUACCUAGAAGGCUACUUGCAAGAUAGUUUAUUUAGUAUAUGCCAUAUUAAAAUACCCUUUAUUUACUUGACUCAUUUGUAUUGGCCAGCUGGUAAAGGAUACCUUGUUAUUUCUUUAAAUUUGUCUUUGACAGUGUCAAUCCAGUUUUACAGUGCUGUAAAUGGAACAGUUGGGUUUUUUCUUGGAAUACAUUUCUGUGUAGAUGCUGCCUGAUGAUGCUACCACAUGGAAAUCUAUUAACUCUAUGUUUCUGACUUUGCAACAGUUCUGUAACUAAAGGCAUCAUCACUAGCCAUUAAAGUUGGUAUUUUUAUAUCUUCAUUAUUAUCAAUAAAAUAUUUUAUCAAAGAAA